This is a messenger RNA of Stegostoma tigrinum, 3672 nucleotides long. RefSeq names its product gastrula zinc finger protein XlCGF71.1-like. Bases 777 to 1565 code for a protein of 262 amino acids. The transcript has a single exon. NCBI's taxonomy places the organism in Eukaryota, Metazoa, Chordata, Chondrichthyes, Orectolobiformes, Stegostomatidae. Gene Ontology annotation, molecular function: DNA-binding transcription factor activity; RNA polymerase II cis-regulatory region sequence-specific DNA binding. The record is from RefSeq and is a predicted model, not a curated record. Gene Ontology annotation, biological process: regulation of transcription by RNA polymerase II.
GCCGGGCUAGUGCAGAAGCAGAUGGUAGUUAGUGUUGCUCAGGGAGGUUUUAUAAAGACCCCCCAAACCCCGAACGGCAGCUGCUUUUUCGGCUUCUCUACGUCUUUAUGGUCAAAAAUGUAUUGUUCUGCACACAAGGUGCGGGAGAAUUGACACCAACUAGUAUAGGAGCUUGGGACUGGUGGAAGCAAACCGUGGAGAUGGUGCAGAGAUAGUAGGAACUGCAGAUUCUGGAGCAUCUGAGAUAUCAAGGUGAACACAGCAGGCCGAGCAGCAUCAGAGGAGCAGGAAAGCUGACGUUUUAGGCCUAGACCCUUCUUCAGAAAAAGAUGGUGCGAUGGAUUUCGAUUUCAGGGCAAGAGCCAGCCAGAGUGCGCGGAGUAAGAGAUUUCCUGUUUUGGAGGAUCAAGAGAAGAGAAACUGAUUUGCACAGAGCACAGGUGUCUGUUGUGAACUUAAGUCCUGUGCUUACAGUUAUAAAUUGUGUACACUUUCCUGCCUGCUAGAAGGGGAGAAUUUGCUGACAAGCUGAAACCAAACGUCAGGUGCACCACAGUCUCUUGUUUUGUUGAGACAUGAGCGUUAUCAUCCUUUAAAUGUGUGGAGAAAGGUCAGUGGAAGAACAUCAGUGUGACUGAGAAAAUACAACACACACACGCAUUCUUUGGUGAGAAUAUUUCAGUGCACUGGAAGAGCAUUAACGUGCCACUGUUCACAACAGGGAGAAACUGUAUGUCUGUACUGCGCACGGCUAAUGCUUUAGCUGAUUGUCAAGCAUGGAGAAACACAAGGACACCCCCACCAUGGAGAAACCGUGGAAAUGUGAGGACUGUGGGAAGCGAUUCAAAAUCCCAUCUGAGCUGGAGAUACAUCGGCGUAGUCAUACGGGCGAGAGACCGUUCAGUUGUUCUGUGUGUGAAAAGGGAUUCGCUCAGUUAGCCGUCUUGCUGAGACACCAGCGCAUUCACACUGGAGUGAGACCGUUCACCUGCUCUGAGUGUGGGAAAGGAUUCACUCAGCAAACCCACCUUGCUUCACACCAACGUGUCCACUCUGAUGAGAAGCCUUUCAAAUGCCUAGCAUGUGGGAAGUGUUACAAAAGUUCCCAGCAACUGUUGCGCCAUCAACCUGUUCACACUGAUGAGAGACCCUUCAAGUGCUCUGAGUGCGGAAUGCGAUUCACUCACUCAUCCCACCUGCUAAUACAUCAGCGAGUUCACACGGGUGAGAGACCCUUUAAAUGCCCACAUUGCGAGAAGUGUUACAAAAGUUCUGGGGAACUGAUGUCCCAUCAACGUGUCCACACUGAUGAGAGACCGUUCAGAUGCUCUGACUGUGGUUCUGGGUUCAGACGAUCGUCUCACCUCACUAAACACCAGCUAGUUCAUACCGGGGAGAAACCUUUCAUCUGCUCGGAAUGUGGAAAGAGAUUCACUCAGUCAUCCAACCUUCAGAGUCACCAACGUGUUCACUCUGAUCUGAGGCCUUUUAGGUGCUGUGACUGUGAGGAGAGCUUUAAAAGUAGCAGUGGUCUGCUGAAACACCAGCAAAUUCACACUGUGUAGAAGCCGUUUCCUUGCUGCUGUGUGUGGGCAGGAUUUUACUCAUUUGUCAUUACUGCAGCUCCACCAGCAGGUUUGUACGUAACUGCAGGGACUUGACCUUGCUGCUGUGAAUCUCCUGAAGGAUUAACAAUUAAAGUUUGUUUAAACAAAGUGCAAAUAACCUCUAAGGCAGGGCCAGUGGUGCAGUGCAAAACGCUCCUGACCACAGAUCACAUUUGUAGGUUUGACUCCUACCUGGCACCAGUGCAAUUUGCAAUUCUUUUAUGCUUCCAAACUACUCCUUUUCAAUGGGGCGGCACGCCAUCUCAGUGGUUAGCACUGCUGCCUGACCUGGGUUCGAUUCCAGCCUCGGGCGACUGUCUGUGUGGGGUUUGCACACUCUCCCCGUGUCUGCGUGGGUUUCCUCCGGUUGCUCCGGUUUCCUCCCACAGUCCAAGGAUGUGCAGGGUAGAUGGAUCGGCCAUGCUAAAUUGCCCGUAGUGCCCAGGGAUGUUCAAGUGGGUUAGACGUGGGAAAUGCAGGGGUAGGGGACUGGGUUGGGUAGGAUGCUUUUCGGAGGGCGGUGUGGACUUGUUGGGCUGACUGGCCUGUUUCCACACUAUCCGGAGUCUAUGAAGUGGACUGGAGUUGAAUACUCAGCAGGUGAAACAAAUCAGCUGAGCCAGCCAGCGACACUGACAUGAAUGAAUUAAAAAAACAAAGCUUUUGAGUCUUUGAUUUAUAGAGUCAUACAGCAAGGAAACAGACACUUUGGGCCAAGCAGCCCACGCGGUCCAUGUUGUCAAACUAGUCACAUCUGCCUGCAUUUGGCCCAUAUCCUUGCAAACUUUUCCUAUUCAUGCAAUUAUUCUACCAAAUAAGAGACUGAUUUAUGUCCUGUCACUAUUUUCCUUUUGUUGGCUUUUCUCCUUUUAUUGAUGGCAAUCUUGGAUUUAUGUAUCAACUUCACGAUGUCUGGAGGAGUUCCAGAGCCAAUGGGAUUCUUUUUCAAAUGGAGUAGCUGUUGGAAUAUAGGAAAUAUACUGGUCAUUACUGUGCACAGCAAGUUCUGCCAAAGUGAAAUGUGACUUCGACUCAAAUUCUCUCUCUACUGAUGUUUGUCGAGGAGUACGUAUUGAGCAGCUCAUCAGAGGGCACACCCUCUUCAUCAGAAUAAUAUUGUGCAUGUUUCUACAGACAACUGAGAGGGCAGGUGGAGGCCCUGGUCGAAGGUUUUGUCUGGAAAAUGGGACCUUAGACUCACUCAGUUUUGAGUAGAAUAUCAACCUGGGUUUAAUGCUCCAGUUUCUAGAUUUGGAUUUGAACCCAUAACCUCCUGUCUCAGAUGAAAAUGCAGCCACUGAUUCAGAACCAACAUCGCAUUGUCACCCGAGAUUAUUUCAGUGCUUCAGUUACUCAUGGACAAGUCUCAAAUUUUUGUCUGGGAGUCACAAUUCCAAUAAAGAAGUCAAAUCAAAGAUGAUUUUAAUGCAUUUAUUUGAAAAGUAGCAUUUUUGAUAUGAUACAUAAACUGCCUAGGCAGAAAAGAUGUACAACCUGGAAUACUCGAGAGUGGUUUAUUGGUCCCAAAAUUGGCAAAUGAACUGGGGACAGGUUCCCUGGGCUGGCUGCUUGAAAUAGUUUACUGAUUCUGGAUCUGGCAGACAUGAUUCUUGUGAUUAGAGGUGACAGUUCCCUCAGUAUGGAUUAGAGGUCCUGGAUUAUGGAGAUGCUGAUGUCCAGGGUUUGGAACUGUCAUACAACUGCCUAAAGCCACUAGGAUGAUCAGAAUCAGCAACUGGCUCCAAGAAUAUAUGUCAAAACAUUCUCCAGUAAAAUGUGAUACUAUUAACUUUAAUGCCUCAUUCUCACUUGCAGAUCCCAUCACUCAGUUUUAAGUCAUUAUCACAUCAUAGAGGCACACAGUUCAAACAAAAGUCAAUGUAAAGACAUUCAAAUUUCUCCAUUGGGUUACAACUCACUUGGAUAGUAAGAACAGCUGAUGCUGGAGUCAGAGAUGACACUGUGUGGAGCUGGAGGAGCACAGCAGGUCAGGUAGCAUUAUAGGAGCAGCAAAGAUGACGUUUUGGAUCAAAAGGUCCCGACCCUAAGUGUCAACUUUCCUGCC